This is a messenger RNA of Oncorhynchus tshawytscha (Chinook salmon), 938 nucleotides long. RefSeq names its product low density lipoprotein receptor adapter protein 1-like. Bases 399 to 938 code for a protein of 179 amino acids. Lineage: Eukaryota; Metazoa; Chordata; Actinopteri; Salmoniformes; Salmonidae. The record is from RefSeq and is a predicted model, not a curated record. The transcript is spliced from 5 exons.
CAACGGGGUUAAAUGGAGGCUGCGUUGCCCAUGCUUUCACUAGACCCUUGUUUCAGACAACGGGAGUUGGUCGGAACUAGGAAACACGGACAUUUCUGACAUGCUAAAUGUUUGUAGUUAUACACGUGCCGCGUUCAACGAAUCAGCAAUUCUGAGUUAUCUGAGUUUCCUAGUUCCGACUGGAUGUGAACGCCGCACAAAUCCUAUACCCGAGCAGUUCAUUCCGCGCAUCACUCACUCGUACUCGACUAUUGUAUGUAGGCUGGCUACUAGUCUACUGUUUAUGUUUCGGAGCCAAAGCAAGCACAGGUUAAAGUAGGCUAUCCACUUACCGCUGUCAGAGUUUAUUUUACGCCUGCUACGCUGGGUUAGGCUACUGUCAGAGACACACCUAAAGCAUGGAUGCUCUGAAAUCAGCUGGAAGAGCGAUUAUCAAGAGUCCCGGAGUUCCGCGGCACACAUGGGGCACCUCCAAGCACGACAAGCUGCCAGAGAACUGGACAGACACCAAGGAGACCCUAUUGGAAGGGAUGGUUUUCCAGGUCAAGUACCUGGGGAUGACUCUGGUGGGACAGCCUAAAGGAGAGGACAUGGCCGCUGCAGCUAUACACAGGAUAGUCUCUACGGCCCGGGCAAGUGCUAAGAAGUUCCGUAAGGUGACCUUGACCAUCUCUCCUAAAGGAAUCAUCAUCACAGACACAGAGACACAGGACCUCAUAGAGAAUGUGUCCAUAUAUAGAAUCUCCUACUGUACUGCAGAUAAAACCCAGGACAAAGUGUUUGCCUACGUCUCCCAGAUUCAGUUAGACGAGACCCUCGAGUGCCACGCCUUCCUCUGUCACAAGAAGAAGAUCGCCCAAGCUGUGACUCUCACCGUAGCCCAGGCCUUCACAGUAGCUCUGGACCUGUGGGAGAUUGCUCAGGAAGGUGAGUACUAA